Serendipita indica DSM 11827 is the source of this 3480-nucleotide messenger RNA. The record is from the annotation of a GenBank genome assembly. NCBI's taxonomy places the organism in Eukaryota, Fungi, Basidiomycota, Agaricomycetes, Sebacinales, Serendipitaceae.
AUGUCUUUUGUUCGUCCACUCCUAAAAGUCUGUCCAGGACGCGUCCCCCGUCGCGCAUUUAACCUGCAGCGAGUGGCGACGAUAUGCACCUCGCGCCCUGCCUUUGCCGUUGCGCAGGCUGCAGUAGGCGACUAUACACCUGAACCAGACGAACACGUCCUCAGCUCACCUUCUGCACUCGCCCGCAAGAUUUCGGCGCGCGUGCUCCCAAAACUCAAGAGGCCAGACGUCCGCAAAGUCGUUCUCGUCGGCUCGGGCGGUCUCUCCAUCGGACAAGCGGGAGAGUUCGACUAUUCAGGCUCUCAGGCGCUCAAGGCGCUCCGCGAGGAAGGUGUCGACGCGGUCCUUAUCAACCCCAACAUUGCGACAUGGCAGACGUCGCAUCAGCUCGCCUCUGAGGUUUAUUUUCUACCCAUCACAGUUGACUAUGUCGCCUACGUCCUCGAAAAAGAACGCCCCGAUGGUGUUCUGCUCACGUUUGGUGGGCAAAGUGCCCUCAAUGUCGGAAUCGAGCUCGACAGGAUGGGCGUGCUUGAACGGCUCGGUAUUCAAGUCUUGGGGACACCGAUUCGCACGCUCGAAGUUAGCGAAGACAGAGAUCUGUUCGUGCAGGCCCUGAAUGAAAUUGAUAUUCCCGUCGCUGUGUCGACUGCAGUCACCUCUGUCAAUGAUGCCCUCAAGGCUGCAGAGGAAAUCGGCUAUCCGGUCAUUUUACGAUCGGCCUUUACCCUCGGUGGCCUGGGCAGUGGCUUUGCCAACGACCCCGACGAACUCCGUGAUCUGUCUGCAAAGAGCUUGAGCUUGAGUCCUCAGGUUCUUAUCGAGCGCAGUAUGAAGGGCUGGAAAGAGCUCGAAUACGAAGUCGUCCGAGACGGUGCCGAUAACACCAUUAUUUGCUGUAACAUGGAAAACUUUGACCCUCUGGGCACACACACUGGUGACUCCAUCGUCGUCGCCCCGUCUCAGACGCUUCCCGAUGACGAGUACCAUAUGCUUCGAACAGCUGCGCUCAAGGUCAUUCGUCAUCUCGGAGUUGUCGGAGAAUGCAACAUCCAAUACGCUCUGAAUCCGACCUCGAAAGAGUACAGGGUCAUCGAAGUCAACGCUCGUCUCUCCCGUUCUAGUGCCCUCGCUUCAAAGGCGACCGGUUAUCCUCUGGCGUACACUGCUGCCAAGAUUGCUCUUGGACACACUCUUCCCGAGCUCCCCAAUGCAGUCACGAAAAGCACCACGGCGUGCUUCGAGCCAUCACUAGACUACAUCGUCACCAAGAUUCCCAAAUGGGAUCUUGCAAAGUUCUCUGGCCAGGUCAACCGAGAGGUUGGCUCCGCCAUGAAGUCGGUUGGAGAAGUCAUGGCUAUUGGUCGAACAUUUGAAGAGAGCUUGCAAAAAGCCAUUCGACAGGUAGACCCUCGAUAUACUGGCUUUGAAGCCUACGUCACCCCAGAAGACUUGGAUCGUGCCUUGACUCGGCCGACGGACACGAGGUUGUUCGCCAUUGCCUACGCUAUGUACAACAAAGGUUACACCGUCGACAAGAUUCAUGACCUUACCAAAAUUGACAAGUGGUUCCUUCAUAAAAUUGACAACAUCGUGCAAACACACCAUGCCAUUCGAGAUGCUGGUUCUGUCGCUGCCAUCGACGAAACGUUGAUGCGUCGCGCCAAGCAAAUGGGCUUUUCCGAUAUCCAGAUUGCGGAUUUGAUCAAGGACUCGGAGGACGCAGUGCGCGCCCAUCGUAAAUCACUUGGAAUCACGCCGUUUGUCAAGCGAAUCGACACGCUUGCCGCUGAAUAUCCUGCGACCACAAACUAUCUUUACACUACCUACAACGCGAGCGAGCACGACCUCGACUUUAACGAUCAGGGUACGAUGGUUCUCGGCAGCGGUGUUUACCGUAUCGGAUCCUCUGUCGAGUUCGACUGGUGCGCUGUUACAUGUGCUCGACAACUCCGAGAUAUGGGCAAGAAGACGGUUAUGGUCAACUACAAUCCAGAAACGGUGUCAACCGACUUUGACGAGGCUGACCGUCUCUACUUUGAAGAGCUGGGCUGGGAGCGUGUCAUGGACAUCUACGAGCUCGAGCAGGCUGAGGGUGUCAUUGUCAGCGUGGGUGGUCAGCUACCGCAAAACAUUGCGCUCCGCCUCAAGCAAACUGGUGUCAACGUCCUUGGUACGGAUCCAGAGCAAAUUGACCGAGCCGAGGAUCGUCACAAGUUUUCUGCCAUUCUGGACAGUGUUGGUGUCGAUCAGCCAGACUGGGCUGAAGUCGCUACCGUUGACGAAGCCAAGGCAUUUGCGAACCGAGUUGGUUAUCCCGUUCUCCUUCGUCCUUCCUACGUCCUUUCCGGUGCCGCCAUGAACGUCGUUUGGGAAGAAUCAGAUCUCGAGUACAAGCUCUCUGCGGCCGCGUCCGUUUCGCCCAAGCACCCGGUUGUUAUCACCAAGUUUAUUGACAAUGCCCAAGAGAUUGACGUUGAUGGUGUCGCCUACAAGGGCGAACUCCUCGUUCAUGCUGUCUCGGAGCAUGUCGAGAAUGCUGGUGUGCACUCAGGAGACGCCACGCUUGUCCUUCCACCAUUCAGCUUGGAUGAAUCCGACAUGGCCCGACUCAAGGAGAUUGCCCAAAAGGUCGCCAAGGCUCUCGAGAUCUCUGGUCCCUUUAACAUGCAGAUCAUCAAGAAGCCUGCUGAAGGUAGUGCUGGACCAGAACUUAAGGUCAUCGAGUGCAACCUCCGCGCUUCUCGUAGCUUCCCCUUCGUCUCCAAGGUCCUUGGCCACAACUUUAUCGAUACUGCUGCGGCUGCCAUCACCGGUGUCAAUGUACCUGAGCCAGUAGAUCUUAUGGCACAACCGAGGGAUUACACCUCUAUCAAGGUUGCACAGUUCUCAUGGACUCGUCUGGGAGGAGCAGAUCCUUUCCUCGGCGUUGAAAUGGCUAGUACUGGUGAGGUUGCCAGCUUUGGUCGGGAUGUUCAUGAGGCAUAUUGGGCCGCUCUGCAAAGCACGACUGGUUUCAAGCUCCCCUCAAAGGGCUCCGGCGUUCUCAUCGGUGGCGAUAUUACCAAGCCAGAGAUGAAGACGAUUGCAAAGAGCUUGAUUGAUAUGGGCUUCAAGCUCUAUUGCUCGUCGACCGAAGUCGAAGACUUUUUGAACGGUCUUCCCUACGUCGGCGUCAAGAAGAUUUUCUUCCCCCUUCGCGACAAGCGCAAGCUCCGAGAGGUGUUUGACGAGUAUGAGAUUCAGACGGUCAUCAAUCUCGCCCGAAGCCGAGCUAAGGACGCGACUGAUGAAGACUAUGUCGCUCGCCGAAACGCCGUCGACUUUGGUCUCCCACUUCUCAACAACCCCCGAACCGCCCAACUCUUCGUGGAGAGUUUGGAGCGCAAGAUCCCCCAAGGUGGGCUUCGCAAGUACUCUGAAGGAAGAAUACCUUCAGAGGUCAAGUCUUGGCGCGAGUUUAUUGGGAAGAGGGUGUAA